Messenger RNA from Miniopterus natalensis, 3620 nucleotides. Lineage: Eukaryota; Metazoa; Chordata; Mammalia; Chiroptera; Miniopteridae. The record is from RefSeq and is a predicted model, not a curated record.
GCUGACGACUGCUUCUUUGCUUCUCGGAAGCUGGACGCAGUGGCCAUCGAAGCCAAGUUCAAGCAGGACCUGGGUUUCCGGAUGCUGAACUGUGGGCGCACCGACCUCGUGAAGCAGGCGGUGUCUCUCCUGGGGCCCGACGGGAUCAACACCAUGAGCGAACAGGGCAUGACCCCCCUGAUGUACGCCUGCGUCCGUGGGGACGAGGCGAUGGUUCAGAUGCUGCUGGAUGCCGGAGCUGACCUGAAUGUGGAGGUUGUCAGUACUCCUCAUAAAUAUCCAUCCGUCCACCCCGAGACCCGCCAUUGGACGGCUCUGACUUUUGCUGUGUUGCAUGGACAUAUUCCUGUAGUUCAGCUCCUCCUGGACGCAGGGGCCAAGGUCGAGGGCUCCGUGGAGCACGGCGAGGAAAACUACUCGGAAACGCCCCUGCAGCUCGCAGCCGCCGUAGGCAAUUUUGAGCUGGUUAGUUUGCUGUUGGAGCGUGGUGCGGACCCUCUGAUAGGAACCAUGUACAGGAAUGGAAUUUCUACCACCCCCCAGGGUGAUAUGAACUCUUUCAGCCAGGCCGCAGCCCACGGACACAGGAACGUGUUCCGCAAACUGCUCGCUCAGCCCGAGAAGGAGAAGAGUGAUAUCCUGUCCCUGGAGGAGAUUCUGGCCGAGGGGACUGAGCUGGCGGAGACAGCCCCGCCCCCCCUGUGCGCCAGCCGCAGCAGCAAGGCCAAACUGAGAGCCCUGAGAGAGGCCAUGUAUCACAGCGCUGAGCAUGGCUACGUGGAUGUCACAAUUGACAUCAGGAGCAUAGGUGUCCCGUGGACCCUGCACACGUGGCUGGAGUCUCUGCGGAUCGCCUUCCAGCAGCACCGCAGGCCCCUCAUCCAGUGCCUGUUGAAGGAGUUCAAGACCAUUCAGGAGGAAGAGUACACGGAGGAGCUCAUCACCCAAGGCCUGCCCCUGAUGUUUGAGAUCCUGAAAGCGAGCAAGAACGAGGUGAUCAGCCAGCAGCUGUGCGUCAUCUUCACUCACUGCUACGGGCCCUACCCCAUCCCCAAGCUCACGGAGAUCAAGCGGAAGCAGACCUCGCGCCUGGACCCUCAUUUCCUCAACAAUAAAGAAAUGUCUGACGUCACCUUUCUGGUGGAAGGAAGACCAUUUUAUGCUCACAGAGUGCUGUUAUUUACAGCCUCUCCAAGGUUCAAAGCGCUCCUCUCCAGCAAGCCAACAAAUGACAGCACCUGCAUAGAGAUCGGUUAUGUGAAGUACCCCAUCUUUCAGCUGGUCAUGCAGUAUCUCUACUACGGUGGCCCAGAGUCACUGCUCAUUAAAAACAACGAGAUAAUGGAGCUCCUGUCUGCGGCUAAGUUUUUCCAGCUGGAGGCUCUGCAGCGACACUGUGAGAUUAUCUGUGCCAAAGGCAUCAACACGGACAACUGCGUGGAUAUUUACAACCACGCCAAGUUUCUUGGCGUCACAGAGCUCUCUGCAUAUUGUGAAGGCUACUUUCUCAAAAACAUGAUGGUCCUCAUUGAAAACGAAGCCUUCAAGCAGCUCCUAUAUGACAAGAAUGGCGAAGGGACGGGCCAGGACGUGCUCCAGGACUUACAGAGGACGUUGGCCAUCAGGAUUCAGUCCAUCCACUUGUCAUCUUCCAAAGGCUCUGUCGUAUGAAAUGCCCAGCGCAGGGACUGCUCCUCGGGGACUUUCCAGUUCUGCUGCACUGGCCCCACACAAACACACAAAUUUCACUUGGCGUCUGUUUCUGGGCUGGGCCAUGGAGCUGCCUCUCCUGCCUCAGCUUCCCUUGAAUAAGCAAAGUCAGCUCCCACGGGUUCCUGUUGAAAAACAAAGGACAUUCCACUGGUCUACAGAUCAGAGCCCAGCUAGGUCAGAGCUUGAAGGUCAACAAGGGGCAGCCAAGCUAACCCCAUCCAAUAGCACCCCUGGGUAGCCGAGCAUGUUUUGAGGGGACCACCAUCAGAAGGAUGGAUUGGGAACUAAAGAUCGUUUGGGUUCCAGGUGGGCAGCUGGAAAAUCUAACUGCAGAGAAUUGUGUUGCACAUCAAGGACCGUAGUAGCUUCAGUUCAGCAAGGGUCAACCAUGAUCGCAGAUUGGUGAGACUUACCAAUAACGAAGAAAUAAUUUGACAAAUUUUUAGGGGUGGGAACUUUUUAAAAAAACACAUACACAGGGCAGCCUGUAGUUUAAAAUAUAUUUCUAAAAGCAUAACAAUUCGUUUUCAACUGAAUUGUGUUUAGGGAUCUGUGUUUUGAGAUUUUUUUUUCCUUUAAAAAAAAAACAGACACAAAAAAACACACCAGUAAGUCACAGGUCCACACUGUAUAAACCUGCAUCUGACAACUUAUCACUGACAUUCUAUACAAGGUGAAAUAAUACUCCUGCCUUAGUGAUCAUGGUUACACAAAAGAGUUGCACUGCCAAUAAUUAUCUCUCACUCAGUAGUCGAAAACAACCUGCAUGCUAAUUGUGGUUUUGGGGGGAGAUUAAAAUAGCCCCACAUAAGAAAACAUGCAUUUGCAUGGGCCAAACCUGUGAAAUGUUAUGUUUGUGCUUCAUUUUUGCCAAGGUUAAAAAAAAAAAAAAAUGUUCCAUCACAUCCUGCUAAAGGUCCAUUGGGUGAAAUGAACAUAUCCAUUUCUUUUCCUAAUUAUGAAUGAUUCUGGGAUGCUUUUGAGAAAUGUGUUCAUAGAUGAUGCUGAAUGGGGGGUGGGGGAGCACGUCAGAGAAUUUACUAGUUAUCCCAGGGUUUUCUCUGUAUUUGCAGAAGAUGUUAAUAGUUUGUUACUAGCCAGAGACUAUGACUACGUUAGAUUAUUUUUCAAGAUGAAACCUGUAUGAUAGGACGGCUUCUUUCUGUAUUCGGAGAGUGUACAGUAUAGGGUUAUCUAUAAUGAAAGUUUAUAUCGACGGGGUUCCGUUUGCUCUGCCGUAUAUUAUAAGCAAAAGAGAUUGGUGAAGUGCCACAAUAUUCCAGAUACAAUUUUUGAGUUGCUGCCUUUUUUCUUGCCCUUUCCUUUGAAGCCUAGAUACAUGCAAUGAAAGCUAGGAGAAUGACUUUUAUCCCUGGAGAUGGCAAAGUUUCGUUGAUAAACCUAUUUCCUAGCAUGCCUUUGGGAAGCUGUGCGCAGACCCUAAAUUUCAAAGGAGCUGCUGUUCAUGCAUCGUACCUGUUCCCUGAGCCACUGUUCAGAGGACCGACGUCGAGCUCUGUUUCACAGGCAUGACGGUGGAGAGCCCGGGCCACGUCUGUCUUCAGUAUUGGUCCUACUGUGAUGCCGAUACACAAGGCCUCUCUUCCACUUGGUCGUUUGCAAACCUCCUCAGGCCCACACAACCAUCAAAUGAGGGGAAAAAAACAACCGCGGAGGGGUCCUGGCUACAGACACACGGCAUGUGCGUGGCCCGACACUGUCUCCUGCCUCCUCUCAGUCCUCGGAGAUGCUGCGUGGAUGCCCCCUUUCACCGCCACUGACUUGCCUGUGACUGUCUGAUGCUGUCGGGGCCUCCGGGCGUUGACUUGUACAGUGGCAACUCCGUACGGGCUUCUGUUAUAGUUUGGUGUGCUUUCUCUGUCAUUAAAAAAAAUGAUUUUCCCAAA